Oldenlandia corymbosa var. corymbosa is the source of this 2076-nucleotide messenger RNA. The record is from the annotation of a GenBank genome assembly. NCBI's taxonomy places the organism in Eukaryota, Viridiplantae, Streptophyta, Magnoliopsida, Gentianales, Rubiaceae.
GUGAUGAUAGAUUUUUUUGCAAAAUAUUGGCUUAUAUCCAGACUCCAGAGAUAGCUAAACACAGACUUUUCGUUAGUUGACCAACCCCAAUACUACUUUUUUUGUGUCCAAAAUCACGGAGGAAAUAUAUUUCCAGAAAGAAUCUUGAGAAGUUUGUUAAAGAACAACUUCUAUCAUGGAUCAAGAAACAACUUCACUUGUAGUCUCUUUGCUCUUUCCAUUCCUGGUUUCCACUUUGAUUCUUUACAUAUUCCUGAGAAGACACCACAAAUCUUCUUCUUCAAGAUCCCUUAAACUCCCACCAUCGCCUCCGAGACUUCCUAUAAUCGGAAACAUUCAUCAGCUCAGUCCCAUCCUCCAUCAAUCCCUGGAAUCUUUAGCUCAGAAAUAUGGCCCAGUGAUGAUGAUUCACAUAGGCAGCAAACCAGUACUCAUAAUCUCUUCUUCAGAUGCAGCAGAACAAGUCUUGAGAAGAAACGACCUCAAUUUUCUCGACCGGGCUCAACCCACCUAUAUUGGGAAACUUUCCUACGAUUUCAAAGAUAUGAUUUUUCAACCCUAUGGAGAUUAUUGGAGGCAAUUGAGAUUCAUUUGUGUUUCUCAGCUUCUGAGUAACAAAAGGGUUCAGUCAUUCAGAAGCAUACGCGAACAAGAGAUUGGGAAAGUGUUGGAAAACAUACGGAAGUCUUGCGUAUCAGGUUUGUCUACUUAAUUAGAAGGAUUUAAAAGUUAUAAUUUCCUAAUUAGAUUUUGCUUUUAGGUUACUGAUUAUGGGUUUUAUUUUAUUUUUUUCCCUUUUUUUUUUUUUUUUGUUGCUGUCCUCAAUUUUAGCAGGAACAACUGGUUCCAUCAUAUGCUUAAGUGAGAUUGUAACAACUCUUACUAGUAAUAUACUUUCUUUGGUGGUGUUGGGGAAAAGGCACUCUGGUGAAGAAGGAAAUAAUGGGAGUCAUAAGUUGUCUUCGGCCCUCAAUUUGAUAGCUGGACAAGUAAAUAUAGGUGAUUAUAUCCCCUGUCUUGGAUGGAUUAAUCACAUCAAUGGGAUGGAGAAAAAGGUGAAUAGGGUUGCCAAGGAGGUUGAUGAAUACUUAGAGGGUAUCAUUGAACAAGGUCUUAAAAAGCAAGAGACAAACGAAGUGGAUGUUAAUGGAGAAGGGCAGCAGAACUUCUUGGAUGUCUUGCUUCAACUGCAACGGGAAGAAAAUGCCAAUCUUCAUCGUGAUUCGAUUAAAGCUAUUCUGCUGAAUAUGAUGCUUGCUGGUGCAGAAACUACGUAUUCACUUAUGGAGUGGACAUUUUCCCAGCUAAUGAGAAAUCCAAAUGUUAUGGCUAAGCUACAAGGUGAGGUGAGACAAAAACCGGGUCGAAAAUUAGGUCAGAUGAUCACUGAAGAUGAUUUAGACAGUCUACCUUACCUUAAAGCAGUAAUCAGAGAGACUCUCAGAACAAAUCCUCCGGUUACAUUGUUGAAUCGAGUAUCAAAAGAGGCUGUCAAGAUUAUGGAAUACGACGUUGCAGCUGGAAGUGAAGUGUUCAUAAAUGUCAAGGUAAUCGGGAGAGAUCCUCUCUUAUGGGAAGAAGCUGAUGUAUUCCGACCAGAGAGAUUCUUGAAUAGCCCUGUUGAUGUGAAGGGACAACAUUUUGAAUACUUACCAUUUGGUUCUGGAAGGAGGAUUUGUCCUGGUUCAUCACUUGCUCUAACAACUGCUCAGUUGACACUUGCUAAUUUGAUUCAUAACUUCAACUUUGCAUUACCUAACAAUGCAAAACCAGAUGAAUUAGACAUGUCGGAAGGCCAUGGCAUGGUGACGAAAAGGAAGAUCCCGUUGGUUCUAGUUGCAAGUCUACCUAGUUCGUAGGUUCAGCUGUAAUAUAUUGUAUUGUACUUAUUUUGGAGACAUUACUUUAGUCUUCCUGGAAAAAAGAUAUUCAAUUUAAUAGUCUUCAAUGCUUAGUCAAGGCAUUUGUAAAUUUCGUAGCUUGCAUUGAUGGGUUUGUAGUUUAUACCACGGUGUAGUCCUAUCCUAUCAGUUUAGUUCUUACUCAUUGUAUAAUAAAUAAGAUUACUUUUUGUUA